Messenger RNA from Schizosaccharomyces octosporus yFS286, 1583 nucleotides. Its product is annotated as ribose-phosphate pyrophosphokinase. The coding region runs from base 243 to 1448 and encodes 401 amino acids. The record is from RefSeq and is a predicted model, not a curated record. The transcript has a single exon. NCBI's taxonomy places the organism in Eukaryota, Fungi, Ascomycota, Schizosaccharomycetes, Schizosaccharomycetales, Schizosaccharomycetaceae. Gene Ontology annotation, biological process: 5-phosphoribose 1-diphosphate biosynthetic process; purine nucleotide biosynthetic process; ribonucleoside monophosphate biosynthetic process. Gene Ontology annotation, cellular component: cytoplasm; ribose phosphate diphosphokinase complex. Gene Ontology annotation, molecular function: magnesium ion binding; ribose phosphate diphosphokinase activity.
UAAUUUUGUUAGACAGAGUUGCGCAACCGAAGAGAGAAAUAAAUUAAAACCAACUUCCAACUUAUGAUCAUACGGAAACAAGUUGCGUAAAAUUCUACGUUUCUAGUUAGAGACCGGUAGAACUAAAGAAAAGCUUGCUUGCGUUAAGACGAAAGAGAUUGCUGAAUACGGUUUCCGAAUCGUGAAAAGGAGAGAUAUUAGCCGGAAAAGUGACUAAACAGGACGACAACGAGAUAGAGAGGAUGAAGAGUGCAGCAAUUAUUGGAGGUACCUCGCAUCCAGAACUGUUGCGAUUGAUUUCGCAACGGUUAGGGAUUAAACCCUGUGAGGUGUCGUUGAAACGAUUUUCGAAUGGUGAAACGAGCGUUGAGAUUCAUGACUCUGUGCGUGACAAAGAUGUUUUCGUUCUUCAAAGUGGUAGCUCUACUGUGAAUGACAGUUUGAUGGAGUUGCUCAUUAUAAUCAGUGCUUGCAAAGGUGGUUCUGCUAGGAGAAUCACAGCUGUCAUGCCUUAUUUUCCUUAUUCCAAGCAGUCAAAAAUGAGAAAAUAUCGUGAUGCAAUCACCGCCCGAAUGGUUGCGAACCUAUUGACCGUAGCUGGAGUUGAUCAUAUUAUCACUUUAGACUUACAUGCAUCUCAAAUGCAAGGAUUUUUCACUCGUCCAGUUGAUAACUUGUACGCCGAGCCGAACAUUGCCGAAUGGAUCCGCAGAAAUGUUGAGGACUGGCAGGAAGCAGUUGUGGUAUCGAAAAGCCCUGGUGGUGCCAAGCGGGUGACCAGUAUGGCCGAUACGCUAGGCUUAGAAUUUGCUUUGUGCAACACGGACAGAAGUAGACGCUCUCAUUUCCCCCGUAGUAUGGAUGAAUCUAUCAUGGAAGAAGAGCAUGUUUCUAAUAAGCAGUCGGAUCAUCCACGGAUUCACACAUCCAAGUACUUAUUAGGACAUAUCGUAGAUGACGAGGAAGUUGUCGGUACUCCCGCUAGUAAUGUCUCUGAGGAUUGUCAAUUGGAAAACACUUACUCUCAGGGUGGAUGUCCCAGUGAUGAUGAGGAAGAGGAGAAGAUAAUGUCAGCUUCUAUCUUUACCGAGCGUAUGAUUACCUUGGUUGGUGAUGUUCGCGGUAAAACCACUUUAUUGAUGGACGAUAUGAUUGAAAACCCUACCACCUUUAUCAUUGCUGCAGAACAUUUGGUAAAACGCUGCGGAGCAAAACGUGUUAUCGUAAUGGGUUCGCAUGGCAUUUUCCAAAACAACUGUCUCAGAGACUUAGAAAAUUGCAACUAUAUUGAGCAAAUUGUCGUGACAAACACUUAUCCCAUUAAGCCACAAGCAUUAGCACAAAGCACUAAGCUUGCUUUGAUUGACAUCAGUGGUGUUUUAGCUGAAGCCAUUCGCCGUACACAUAAUGGUGAAAGCAUAAGCUUUCUAUUUAAAAAAGCCCAUUAAGACAACUCCCCUUCUAGAGCUGUAGCCAUAUAAUAAGUUACCUCUUUUUUGCACAUAUGCCGAUACCGAAAUGGUUUCUAAUGUAUGCAAUGAAGUUUUUUCUUUGGAUAAUAUAAAUAUGAUUUUUUGUAAAAU